GACGGUCCACAGCUGAUCGUUACGAUGAACUUCAGACAGAGGAGAAGCUAGUGAAUCCUGGAGCUCCAUGGGAGCAGCAUCGAGGAGCAGAAGACUCUGAGUCCCCUUGGUUCAGGGAAGAGGUCAGCAGGAUGGUGCCACCGCCUUCCACCAACAAGCCACACGUUUGCUUGUCCACUAUCAUCAUCAUGAGCAGCAUGGCACUGAUGGAUGCCUACCUAGUGGAGCAGAACCACGGCCCGCGAAAGAUCGGCAUCUGCAUCAUGGUGACGGUGGGAGACCUCUGCUUCCUCAUCGUGCUGCGGUACGUGGCGGUGUGGGUCGGGGCUGAAGUGAGGACGGCAAAACGAGGCUACGCCAUGAUACUUUGGUUCCUUUACAUCUUCGUCUUGGAGAUUAAGGUGUAUUUUGUUUACCAGAACUACAAGGCUGACCGUAAGAGCCUGGACACAUUGGCUCGGAAAGCUCUGACGCUCCUGCUCUCCGUCAGUAUUCCCGCGCUCUUCUUGAUCCUGGUCGCUAUCGACCACAUGGAGUACGUGAAGGCUUUCAAGAAGAAGGAGGAGAUCAGAAACCGUUUGUUCUGGGUGGUGGUGGAUCUGUUGGAUGUUCUGGACAUCCAGGCCAACCUGUGGGAGCCGCAGAAGAAAGGGCUUCCGCUCUGGGCCGAGGGACUGAUGUUUUUCUACUGUUAUAUUCUUCUUUUAGUGCUGCCUUGCGUGUCUCUGAGUGAGAUCAGCAUGCAAGGCAUUAACAUCAGUCCUCACAAGAUGAUGCUCUACCCCAUUCUGAGUUUGGUGACUAUUAACAUCGUCACUCUCUUCAUCCGUGGAGGGAAUAUGCUCCUCUAUAAGGACAACAGAGUGUCUGGGAUACUCAUGGCCAAGAACAUCCUCGCCAUCGUUCUGAAGACGUGCAGCUUUGUGCAGUACAGGAGACAGUUGCAGAGCGCCCCGCCUGGGUUUGGAGUGGAAUUACAGAAGAACUUUGUGGCGUCGGGUCGAUCCGGUCAGACUCCUCCACAGGGGGCGCUGCAGGAGCAAACGCCGCUGCCCGAGGUCACCAGGUGUGAACAUACGUGACCCGGAAUCUGAAGACUACCUGCACAAAGAAACAUCUCUGAUGAAACAAUGUGGAUGUAACAUAUUGCUAGCUUCAUUGUUUUCAUCCGAGAGAAAUACAAGUGGAGCGUAAUGGAA
Messenger RNA from Sinocyclocheilus rhinocerous, 1199 nucleotides. Its product is annotated as transmembrane protein 121-like. The transcript has 2 exons. The record is from RefSeq and is a predicted model, not a curated record. NCBI's taxonomy places the organism in Eukaryota, Metazoa, Chordata, Actinopteri, Cypriniformes, Cyprinidae. The coding region runs from base 132 to 1082 and encodes 316 amino acids.